Molecule: messenger RNA, 348 nt
Organism: Saccharomyces kudriavzevii IFO 1802
Lineage: Eukaryota; Fungi; Ascomycota; Saccharomycetes; Saccharomycetales; Saccharomycetaceae
Gene: SNC2
Product: SNAP receptor SNC2
Exons: 1
Coding region: 1-348 (115 amino acids)
Biological process (GO): vesicle-mediated transport; vesicle fusion
Cellular component (GO): plasma membrane; SNARE complex
Molecular function (GO): syntaxin binding; SNAP receptor activity
Source: RefSeq, a predicted model, not a curated record
AUGUCAUCAUCAGUGCCAUACGACCCAUAUGUACCUCCAGAGGAGGCUAACUCGACUUCGAACCCGAACUCUCAGAACAAAACAGCUGCUCUGAGACAGGAAAUCGAUGAUACGGUGGGCAUAAUGAGAGAUAACAUCAACAAAGUCGCUGAACGUGGUGAAAGGUUGACGUCUAUCGAGGACAAAGCUGAUAACUUGGCUAUUUCGGCACAAGGUUUCAAGAGAGGUGCCAACAGAGUUAGAAAACAGAUGUGGUGGAAAGAUUUAAAGAUGAGGAUGUGUCUAUUUUUGGUUAUUAUCAUCUUAUUAGUGGUUAUUAUUGUUCCUAUCGUUGUCCAUUUCAGUUAA